Apis cerana (Asiatic honeybee) is the source of this 1303-nucleotide messenger RNA. RefSeq names its product mitochondrial import receptor subunit TOM40 homolog 1. Gene Ontology annotation, molecular function: transmembrane protein transporter activity. Gene Ontology annotation, biological process: protein import into mitochondrial matrix. NCBI's taxonomy places the organism in Eukaryota, Metazoa, Arthropoda, Insecta, Hymenoptera, Apidae. The record is from RefSeq and is a predicted model, not a curated record. Gene Ontology annotation, cellular component: mitochondrial outer membrane.
AUGGGUACGGUGCAUGCAUCAAGAAAAAAAUUAGAAGAACCAAGUGUAAUAAGUAAUGAAGAUUGUAUACCGUGCGAAGCAGAAGACAGAGCACCAGGAAAUCCUGGUAGUUUCGAAGAUAUACAUAAAAAGGUUAAAGAUCUAUAUCCGCAAAACUUUGAAGGUGCGCGGCUCAUCAUCAACAAAAUUCUUAGUCAACAUUUUAAUGUGACACAUACUAUUACUCUCAGUUCCGUUACCCCAUCUGGAUAUAAAUUCGGUGCAAAAUAUAUUGGUACAAAAGUGGUUAAUCCUAAUGAAAGAUAUCCUGUAGCUUCGGGAGAUAUCGCACCAAAUGGAAAUUUGACCGCCUCUUUUAUGCAUACGCUUGGAUGUAGACUUAGGUACAAAUUAUCGGCACAAAUUGCCGAUGGAAAAUGCAAAGCAUCGAGUUCCAGUCUGGAAUAUCGGUCGAAUGAUUUCACUGUAGCGAUAACCCUAGCCAAUCCAAAAUUUACAAAGAGACAAGGAACAGUGGUAAUACACUUUUUACAAUCGAUCACAUCGAGAAUUGCGUUAGGAGCCGAGAUUGCAUGCCUUCGUGGCUCAAAAGUUCCAGGCGGUCAACAGACGGUCAUGUGCAUGGCUUUUAGACACAGUACAGGACUUACAACAUUAUCUGGGACUAUAGGUGAAGCGGGUCUUCAUCUUUGUUAUCAUCGCAAAGCUAGCUCGCAAUUGGAAAUUGGGGUCGAGUUAGAAACAAAUACGAGGACACAUCAGUCAAUUGCUACUAUAGUUUAUCAAGUAAAUGUACCAUAUGCGGAUCUUCUUUUCCGAGGUAUCGUGAAUUCUGAAACUACAGUCGGUGGUGUAUUUGAGAAGAAACUAUACCCAAUUCCAGAAUCUUCAUUGAUUAUUAGCGCACUUUUAAACCAUAAAAAACAACAAUUUCGUGUGGGAGUUGGUCUUAAUAUUGGACAAUAAUGAAGAAUGUAUGAUAUAAUUUGUUACGUGUAACUAUCAUCAUGUUUCUUUUUUUCAUUAUUUAUAAGAAUAAUAGAAUCAUUUCAAUAAUAACAGAAAUUAACAUAAGAUGAUUGUAAUUAUUUCUUUUAAAAUUUUACAAAGUGAAAAAACUUUUGCAAACGUUUACAAUUUUCGUCGCGCAAUAAUUUGCGAUAAUGUAUCGAUCGCAUUAUAUAUUUUAAAGAAUUGUUAUGCUUACAUAUAUAUUGUAAAAUAUCUGAAAACUUUACAUGACGCUUUUAUGUUGAUAUAAACUGAGUCUGUAAAAAUAAAAUUUUUGAAAUUUUUUAUAUAA